This is a messenger RNA of Dermacentor silvarum, 1367 nucleotides long. RefSeq lists its product as uncharacterized. The coding region runs from base 82 to 804 and encodes 240 amino acids. The record is from RefSeq and is a predicted model, not a curated record. The transcript has 5 exons. NCBI's taxonomy places the organism in Eukaryota, Metazoa, Arthropoda, Arachnida, Ixodida, Ixodidae.
GAGCGUUUUAUUCGACGGCUAUUAUGUGUCUGACUGGAAAUCACCUACAUCUGGGUGGCGCCGUUAGUGCGAGCUGCGAAAAUGUUGCUGAAACACGCUGCCGCUGGUCUCGCGCUGCUGGCUGCGUCACUGAUGGGUCCGUGCUGGGCCCAGCUAAAGGCCGGCUGUAAAGUGGACACUCUGCAGGCUUGCGGUGAGGACUUCGUGCCCUACGGGAAGGGUACUCACUUGGAGGUGUCGGGGGCACCAUUCAUAAAGAACUGCGAGAUAUACAAAGAGCAGAUUGAAUGCAGCAAGAAGUUUGUCAGAGAGUGUGUUGAAGGCGUGCCGAGGGCCGCGGCACUGCUGGGCCUAGAAGCAUUCCAGGACAACGUUGAAGCCAUCUGCACAGUCGACUCUAAGCAGUACGAAGUAUACCAAAAGGCAAUCGGCUGCAUGAAUUCCGUUGGAGCGAAGAUCAACGCCUGUUUCAAUAGCCUCCAUAGCGGUCUUGAGAAGGCCGUUGUCAAGGCACCCGCAAAGGACAUUGUCCACUACGCAUGCUGCUCGUACGGUAAAUUGGUGGACUGCUUCGAGUCGGUACUGACACCUUGCGAGGAGGUAGGCGGCAAGGAGUUCACUAUCAACCUGGCGGAGCAGGUGUUCGGAGAGAUACUGAGUCUGGUGUGUGGAAACUACGGAAGAGGAUCGGCGGACUGCAAGGAUCUGCCCAAGCUACCAGCGCUGGGUCCGAAAGACCGCAAGUUCGAUGGUUACGUCGAGCUUGUCCUCAGCCUUGCCAACGCAAUCGGCCGCAGAAGCUAACAAUGGCUCCAUUUAUGUCACACUCGGGCUUUUUCGUUGGCGGUGACCCAUGACACACAAUGUAGCGCGUCGUCCUUGCUAUGUAGGAUGGACGCUGCCGUGGUUAUCGUCGGCGUGUUUAUUAUAUGUAAUUUCAUAAACGUACACAUCGCAAGGGAGUUAGGUACGAAGUCCACAAAUAAAUAAAGCCAUAUUUGUACCUUGGGAAGGUCAGUCACUUUGAUUAUUGAGCCAUAUAGAGUGAGCACCGGCGACUCAGAUUCCUUCACAGCAUGAAAACGUACAAAACAAGGAAGUGUCAACUUUAAGAAAUAUAGUUAUGGAGUAGCUGUUAUUGAGGUAAUAAGACAAACAAACCUGAGCAUCUUAUAGUCCUCUAUGCAAUGCUGAUGACUGCCACUAGGCCGCAGAUAGGGGAAGGACAGUGCUAAAGAGUGCAACAGAGACUUCUUGAAUGACCAAGCCUCCUGGAUAUUUUAGGUGGCUCGAUAAAACAUUUAUGUCAUGCCUGAUUCUCGCAAAAGUAGAAGUGGGGAACUACGUUUACGGCAGACAAAAUUUUG